UACCCAGAAUGCUCGGAGAGACAAAGGGAGGGUGAGGAUGAAGAGCAAAGGAGGAGCAGAGAGGCAUUUCUGAAGAUCACACUGCACUUCUUGAGGAGAAUGAAGAAGGAUGAGCUGGCUGACCGUCUGCAGAGCAGAAGUUUUGCUGGAGUUUGUAAACGUAAACUCAAAUCUAACCUAAACAAGAAGUUCCAGUGCGUGUUUGAGGGGAUUGCUAAAGCAGGAAACCCAACCCUUCUGAAUCAGAUGUUCACACAGAUCUACAUCAUGGAGGGAGGGACUGCAGAGGUCAAUGAUGAACAUGAGGUCAGGCAGAUUGAAACAGCAUCCAGGAAACCAGACAGACCAGAAACAAUAAUCAGAUGUGAAGACAUCUUUAAAGCCCCACCUGGAAGAGAUGAACCAAUCAGAACAGUGAUGACAAAGGGAGUGGCUGGCAUUGGUAAAACAGUCCUAACACAGAAGUUCACUCUGGACUGGGCAGAAGACAAAGCCAACCAGGACAUCCAGUUCAUAUUUCCAUUCACUUUCAGAGAGCUGAAUGUGCUGAAAGAGAAAAGGUACAGCUUGGUGGAACUUGUUCAUCGCUUCUUCAGUGAAAUCACAGAAGCAGGAAUCUGCAGGUUUGAAGAGUUCCAGGUUGUGUUCAUCUUUGACGGUCUGGAUGAGUGUCGACUUCCUCUGGACUUCCGCAACACUGAGAUCCUGACUGAUGUUACAGAGUCCGCAUCAGUGGGCGUGCUGCUGACAAACCUUAUCAGGGGGAAUCUGCUUCCCUCUGCUUUCCUCUGGAUAACCACACGGCCUGCAGCAGCCAAUCAGAUCCCUGCUGAUUGUGUUGACAUGGUGACAGAGGUCAGAGGGUUCACUGACCAACAGAAGGAGGAGUACUUCAGUAAGAGAUACACAGAUGGGGAGCAGGCAAGCAGAAUCAUCUCCCACAUCAAGACAUCACGAAGCCUCCACAUCAUGUGCCACAUCCCAGUCUUCUGCUGGAUAACUGCUACAGUUCUGGAGGACGUGUUGAGGACCAGAGGGGGAGGAGAGCUGCCAAAGACCCUGACUGAGAUGUACAUCCACUUCCUGGUGGUUCAGUCCAAACGGAAGAACAUCAAAUAUGGUGGAGGAGCUGGGACCGAUUCAAACUGGAAUAAAGAGAUGAAGAAGAUGAUUGAGUCUCUGGGAAAAUUGGCUUUUGAGCAGCUGCAGAAGGGCAACCUGAUCUUCUAUGAAUCAGACCUGACGGAUUGUGGCAUCGAUAUCACAGCAGCCUCAGUGUACUCAGGAGUGUUCACACAGAUCUUUAAAGAGGAGAGAGGACUGUACCAGGACAAGGUGUUCUGCUUCGUCCAUCUGAGUGUUCAGGAGUUUCUGGCUGCUCUUCAUGUUCAUCUGACGUUCAUCAACUCUGGAGUCAACCUGCUGUCAGAAGAACAAACAACAUCGUGGUGGUCUGAAGUGUUCAGAGACGAAUCAACACGUUUCUAUCAGAGUGCUGUGGACAAGGCCUUACAGAGUCCAAAUGGACACCUGGACUUGUUCCUCCGCUUCCUCCUGGGUCUUUCACUGCAGUCCAAUCAGAAUCUCCUACGAGGCCUGAUGACACAGACAGGAAGUAGCUCAGAGACCAAUCAGAAAACAGUUGAGUACAUCAAGAAGAAGUUCAGUGAGAAUCUGUCUGCAGAGAGAAGCAUCAAUAUGUUCCACUGUCUGAAUGAACUGAAUGAUGGGUCUCUAGUGGAGGAGAUACAAUGGUUUUUGAGCUUAGGAAGUCUCUCCACAGAUAAUAUGUCUAUUGCUCAGUGGUCAGCUCUGGUCUUCAUCUUACUGUCAUCAGAAGAAGAUCUGAAUGUGUUUGACCUGAAGAAAUACUCUGCUUCAGAGGAGGCUCUUCUGAGGCUGCUGCCAGUGGUCAAAGCCUCCAACAAAGCUCUGUAA
Messenger RNA from Perca fluviatilis (European perch), 1938 nucleotides. Its product is annotated as protein NLRC3-like. The coding region runs from base 100 to 1938 and encodes 612 amino acids. Lineage: Eukaryota; Metazoa; Chordata; Actinopteri; Perciformes; Percidae. The transcript is spliced from 2 exons. The record is from RefSeq and is a predicted model, not a curated record.